Messenger RNA from Kockovaella imperatae, 2922 nucleotides. RefSeq lists its product as hypothetical. NCBI's taxonomy places the organism in Eukaryota, Fungi, Basidiomycota, Tremellomycetes, Tremellales, Cuniculitremaceae. Bases 69 to 2900 code for a protein of 943 amino acids. Gene Ontology annotation, biological process: proteolysis. The transcript has 13 exons. The record is from RefSeq and is a predicted model, not a curated record. Gene Ontology annotation, molecular function: serine-type peptidase activity.
AUCUGAACCAAUGACAUGGACAGCAGCCUGCAAUAUACAGCCUAUUCCAAGCCUCUUCUCGCACAGCGAUGCGAUUGAGACGACGCACUUCAAGUAUAAGCUUGGACUCAGACCUCGAAAUGACGACGACGGAGGCCGUUGAGGUCCAGCCUAAGCUUGAUGCAAGAUGGGAGGUUGUCGGCCCCUUCCCUGCUGGGAUGAGAGAGCAUACGAUAUUUGGGUCGCCUCUACAUGCGUUCCCUCCUAGUUCCGGGGAGGACGUCGAUAUAGAUUUCGCUCGACGGCCAUUCAACACGUCCGACACCUGGCCAAGUGAGCUUGCUGUCGGAGGACAUGUGGAGUGGUCGACAUUCGAGAUGGAAGAGGACGGCAAGCUGGACAUCGCAUUCCAUGGUAUCAAUUGGAAGCAAUACAGAAGCGAUCAUGGUUGGGCAUCACUUCAACAUCAAGUUCUGGCUCGUGGUCGUUUUCAUCUCCCUGGCAGACCUGACGAAGGCGACGUUGCAUUCAAAGUAGAUCUCUUGCAAGGUGUCGAAUAUGCUUUCGUCCCCGUCGAAGGACGCGUCGAUCUUCCUGUUAAAUGGUACCAAGGGGAUAUCUAUAGCUUCGGCACCACUCCUUCCGGAUUGAAAGAUGCAGGCCAGACUUCCAACUACUCUCGAAGUCUUGCAUUCCCGCCCGGAGAAUACAUCAUGCUCAUAAGAGCCAUUUACGAGAUCCGCUUGUUUGGUGAUCCGGGCUUGGACAAGGUGCCAACGAUCAACCUGACCAUUCGAACAGAAAGACAGGCCCAGAAAGUCGAGCUGCUCACGGGGCUAGAGAUAGUACCUAGCGUAGUUGAAGGUCGGAUGAUGGGUCACUGGAUAUCCAUAGGUGUUCGCGUGCCCGCUACCGGCGAGAACGUGGACGUGACAGGCCUGAGCGAAGAUCAAGGAUGCUCUCUCGCAACCGUGUCUCCGACUCGGAUCGCAUCGGGUCAGACGAGAAUGGUCGCAUUGAAAGUCAAGACCACCGGAGCCUUACUUCCGGGCACAACUUCCAUCUCGGUCACCCUACAAGUCAGAAGCAUACAGACUGGCGGGACGGAAAGACUCAUAUGGCAAAUCCCGAUCGAACACAAAUCACUCGCUGACGUUUUGAAGAUCACCUUUGCUGCUCCGGAAGAACCGAUCCACGGUCCACCUCAUUCAGUAGCUUAUACCAUGAUCGUCCCACCGUCCCCAGCUCCUUCAGAUCUAAGGAACACAGCCGACAUCCCGGUCAACCUCGCUCUGCACGGAGCAGGUGUAACGCCGGAAUGGGAAAUGUGGACAUCUGCUCCACCUAAGAACGGAGCCUGGAGCGUCUUGCCUAUGGGCAGGACAGAAUGGGGCGAAGAUUGGCACGGAGGAAGCAUGGCAGAGGCUUGGCGAGCAAGAGAGGUAUUUGGGGAGAUGGCAGCGGAGGUCGGUGUCAAAGUCUCAGAGAAGACGUUGUUGAUCGGUCAUUCAAACGGUGGUCAAGGUGCUUGGCAUUUGGCUGCGAGGUAUCCCGACAGGAUCAUCGGAGUGAUUGCUGCCGCUGGCUAUACAAAGAUCCAAGACUAUGUGCCAUACACCGAAUCCUUUUCCAACCAUUAUGCGGAUCCUGCUCUCAUGGGUAUCCUUAAUUCCUCCCUUACACCAUACAACAACGACCUACACCACUCGAAUCUCGUCUACACUCCCAAGCUAGCCCUUCAUGGCUCUGCAGACGGGAACGUACCGCCGCGUCACAGUCGCCUUCAAGCAUCUAUCAUUGCAGCUUGGUCCGGAGACAAGGAUGCAGUGAAAGUAGUCGAUGUACCUGGCAAGGAUCACUGGUGGGACGGCAUGCUGAACGAAAAGCCAAUUCUGAAUUUCAUUCAGAAAUUGAGACACACGACACCGCUGUCCUGGGCAGAAAUGAGGAAGAAAGGAUUCACUUUGACAUGUGCUAAUCCUGCUGAGAGUGGCAGUAUGGCUGGAAUCCGUAUAGCAGACGUGCUCAUCCCGGGACGGCUCGCUCGGUUGGACGUCAACACGCAAUCAAUUCCGGGUCAACGAGACGCAUGCUUGGUGCUCCUAUCUACCAAUGUGAAGCGUAUCGAGAUAACUCCCGUGGCCGGAUGCUCCGGCAAAGUUUUCAUAGAUGGCGUCCCAGUGAAUGUCGUGCCAGAGACCGGUUCAGUCCACAAUUACAUCUCAAGUGAUCGGCCCGGGAGGGGUUUUGGCUGGGAUCUCGUCGAUCUGAGCGAGCAUUCGCCGGUGUGCGAUUCCCAACUUGGACUGCAGGGACCUGUUCUUCGAAUCUUAGCUUCCAGAGGACCCAUCGUCAUCGCCCAUGGGAACGACGAUCGCAGCCUCUCUCUGGCUAAACGAAUAGCGCAUGAUCUCUUCGUUUAUCACCGGAUUGAUGCAGAGAUAAUCACUAGCGACGAAGCAUCAAAAAAUGAGUAUCAUCCUGUCAGCGGCCAAGGUAACAUCAUCGUACUGGGGAAGAAAUGGAAAGAUCCUGACGAGAGCGAAUCCACGAGACCUUCAUCCGCCUCUCCGAAUACAAGCUCAGACGAGGGUCUGAUAACAUUUGCAGGCCGCUUGAUCGAGGAGCAUGGAACCGGUCUCAUUGCUCUGAGGCCGAUCGUUCACGGCCAUUUUCGAGGGCUCCAGCUUCAUGUCGUCGGAAACGAUGAUGUCGGACUGGAACUAGCUGCUCGUCUUGUCCCAAUCCGAACGGGUGUAUGUAUACCCGAUUGGGCUAUAGUCAGCCCUCGGUGUCAAUGGCAAGGAGCAGGAGGGCUCAUUGGGGCAGGUUUCUGGAACGCAGACUGGACAUUCAGCGAAGUCAUGUCAUGGCUGGAUCGGAGUGCCACUAGAGUCCGAGCAGACGGUUCAUAUCGUUGAACAUGUAAUUUUUGCUUCCGUG